This is a messenger RNA of Sinocyclocheilus grahami, 2889 nucleotides long. Its product is annotated as solute carrier family 12 member 6-like. Gene Ontology annotation, cellular component: plasma membrane. The transcript is spliced from 20 exons. Gene Ontology annotation, biological process: potassium ion homeostasis; chemical synaptic transmission; chloride ion homeostasis. The record is from RefSeq and is a predicted model, not a curated record. Gene Ontology annotation, molecular function: potassium:chloride symporter activity. The coding region runs from base 1 to 2889 and encodes 962 amino acids. NCBI's taxonomy places the organism in Eukaryota, Metazoa, Chordata, Actinopteri, Cypriniformes, Cyprinidae.
AUGGCCUCGUCUGUGCGCUUCACCGUCACGCCGACCAAAGCCGAGGACCUGCCGGACACGUCUCCAGACAUCAGCUCGCGCUCCAGCGGCAGGGUCCGCUUCGGCUCCAGGGAGAGCGUGAUCCGCAGCGAGGCGUCCGGAGGGGUCACGACCUCGGCGGGGGCCGACACGGCGCGGGAAGCCAUGGCCUCGUCUGUGCGCUUCACCGUCACGCCGACCAAAGCCGAGGACCUGCCGGACACGUCUCCAGACAUCAGCUCGCGCUCUGUUCCAAAUUCCGGUGAUGGUGGUGUGAAGCUGUCCAGCGUUUACAUCAAUAACUCUCACGCCAUUGAUGACGAUGAUUUCUACGACAGGAAUCUGGCUCUGUUUGAGGAGGAGAUGGACACUCGUCCCAAAGUGUCGUCUCUGCUCAAUCGUCUGGCGAACUACACAAACCUCAUGCAGGGAGCUAAAGAGCACGAGGAGGCCGAGAGCAUUGGCGAGAAGCGCAAGUGCAGCAAGUCUCCUCAGAUGGGCACCUUCAUGGGCGUGUAUCUGCCGUGCCUGCAGAACAUCUUCGGCGUGAUUCUCUUCCUCAGACUGACGUGGGUCGUCGGUACGGCCGGAGUCCUGCAGGCGCUGUGUAUCGUCUUCAUCUGCUGCUGCUGCACGCUGCUGACUGCGAUAUCAAUGAGUGCCAUCGCUACUAAUGGAGUCGUGCCAGCGGGCGGCUCGUACUUCAUGAUCUCCCGUUCGCUGGGGCCCGAGUUCGGCGGGGCCGUGGGCUCCUGCUUCUAUCUGGGCACGACCUUCGCCGGCUCCAUGUACAUCCUCGGGGCCGUCGAGAUCCUGCUGAUGUAUAUCGCUCCAAGUUCUGCCAUCUUCGUCUCGGAGAGUCCUGACGACGAGGCGGCGGCCAUGCUGAACAACAUGCGCGUCUACGGCUCCAUCUUCCUAGUGCUGAUGUCGCUGCUGGUGUUCGUGGGAGUCAAAUACGUCAACAAGCUGGCGUCUGUGUUUCUGGCCUGUGUGAUCGUGUCCAUCCUCUCUAUCUACACCGGAGCGCUGGUGUCCGUCUUCAGCCCGCCAUCCUUCCCACUGCUGAUCGGGAUCUUCUUCCCCUCCGUCACCGGAAUCAUGGCGGGAUCGAACCGCUCUGGAGAUCUGAAGGACGCCCAGCGCUCCAUUCCCAUCGGCACCAUUUUGGCCAUCCUCACCACCUCACUCGUCUAUCUGAGCUGUGUGCUGCUGUUUGGAUCCUGUGUGGAGGGCGUGGUUCUGCGAGACAAGUUCGGAGACUCGGUGAAGGGCAAUCUGGUGGUCGGGACGCUCUCAUGGCCCUCCCCCUGGGUGAUCGUGAUUGGCUCAUUUUUCUCCACGUGUGGCGCGGGCCUCCAAUCGCUGACCGGAGCUCCUCGCCUGCUGCAGGCCAUCGCUAAAGACAACAUCAUCCCCUUCCUGAGGGUCAGACGCGUUCACGCUCACCCAGAGACCUACAUUUACAUUUAUUCAUUUAGCAGACGCUUUUAUCCAAAGCGACUUACAAUUGAGGAAAACAACAAGAGAUUCAUCACAGAAAAGUGCUCGCAAUAUAACGUUUCAGACAUCGUUCAGAUUAAGACAAGUGUGUGUGUGUUCAGGGCGGAGAAGGAGUGGGGUGAUGGGAUCAGAGGUCUGUCUCUCAGCGCGGCUCGGUUCGCUCUGCUCCGGCUGGAGGAAGGUCCACCGCACACAAAGAACUGGAGGCCCCAGCUGCUGGUGUUAUUGAAGCUGGAUGAAGACGCUCACGUCAAAUCUCCGCGUCUGCUGACGUUCGCCUCUCAGCUCAAAGCGGGGAAGGGUUUGACCAUCGUGGGAACCGUCAUCCCGGGAAACUUCUUGCAGACCUACGGCGAGGCUCUGGCGGCCGAGCAGACGCUCAAGCAUCUGAUGGAGAAGGAGCGCGUGAAGGGCUUCGUCCAGUGCAUCGUGACGCAGAAGCCGCGCGAGGGCAUCAGUCACAUGAUCCAGUCCAGCGGUUUGGGCGGCAUGCGGCACAACACUGUGGUCAUGGGCUGGCCGGACGCCUGGAGACAGAGCGAAGACCCGCAGAGCUGGAAGACCUUCAUCAACACGGUCCGCGUCACCACCACGGCUCAUCUGGCUCUGCUGGUGCCCAAGAACAUCUCUCUGUUCCCCAGCAACAGCGAGCCGUGUGCAGACGGCUUCAUCGACGUGUGGUGGAUCGUGCACGACGGCGGGAUGCUGAUGCUGCUGCCCUUCCUGCUGCGCCAGCACAAGGUGUGGCGGAAGUGCUCCAUGCGGAUCUUCACCGUGGCUCAGAUGGAAGACAACUCCAUCCAGAUGAAGAAGGAUCUGGCCACGUUCCUCUAUCACCUGCGCAUCGAUGCCUACGUGGAGGUCGUGGAGAUGCAUGACAGCGACAUCAGCGCGUACACGUACGAGCGCACCCUGAUGAUGGAGCAGAGGUCACAGAUGCUGCGGCAGAUGCGCCUCUCGAAGUCCGACCGCGAGAAAGAGUCUGUCUGUUCGGCGCGUCUGCAGGCGCAGCUGGUCAAAGACAGGAACUCAAUGCUGCGUCUGACCAGCAUCGGCUCGGACGAGGACGACGACACGGACGCUCCCGGCGCAGGAGACCGCAGCGCAGAGUACCGGCGAGUCCACAUGACCUGGACCAAAGACAAGGCCCUGCAGCUGCGGAGCAACACACAAACACACACAGCCUCGUGCUGCAGCACUCCGGAGGGCUUCAGAGACAUGCUCAACAUCCGGCCAGAUCAGUCCAACGUGCGGCGGAUGCACACCGCUGUUAAACUCAACGAGGUGAUCGUCAACAAAUCCCAUGAUGCCCGGCUGGUGCUGCUCAACAUGCCCGGUGUUAUCUGCUAUUUUUAUCACCUGAAGUAA